AUGGAGCUCAACACCAAAAGCAAUCUCUCCCCUCCUGAAAUUUCUUUUUCUAUUCAUUAUCUAUCUAUCUAUCUAUCUAUCUAUCUAUUUAUCUAUCUAUCUAAGUCUGUUCAUUAUCUAUUUAUCACAGUCUCCUGUUCAUUAUCUAUCUAUCUAUCUAUCUAUCUAUCUAUCUAUCUAUCUAAGUCUCUUCAUUAUCUAUCUAUCUAUCUAUCUAUCUGUUUUAGUCUAUUCAUUAUGUAUCAAUCUACUUAUAUAAAUCUGUUUAUUUUCUAUCUAUCUAUAUCUAUCUAUCUAAGUCUGUUCAUUUUCUAUCUAUCUAUCUAUCUAUCUAUCUAUCUGUUUUCAUUAUCUAUCUAUCUCAGUCUAUUCAUAUCUAUCUAUCUAUCUCAGUCUGUUCCUUAUUUAUCCAUCUAUCUAUCUAUUUCAGCCGCACCCUUGGCGUUCAUUAGCGUUCCACUGGAGCCCGUGUCUGGCAAAUCUACAAGGUGUGAACGGCUCGCUAGCAUAUGUAAUCGAUUAGAUAACCGUGUGCAACGUACAAAUGCGUCCAUGUUGUCUUAA
Molecule: messenger RNA, 564 nt
Organism: Acanthosepion pharaonis
Lineage: Eukaryota; Metazoa; Mollusca; Cephalopoda; Sepiida; Sepiidae
Source: the annotation of a GenBank genome assembly